CCAGCGAAAAACCCCCCCACCCCCAAUAGCAUCCAUCCUAUGAUGACAAAAAUCCGGUAGCCAUUGCCUCGGCCGGAUGGGUUCGGAAGACCAAGAGCAUGGAAAAUGGACAUGCCGCAAAAGCAAACGGCGGCGAUGGUCGUCCUCCUGCCGCGCGGACCAACGUAAAGGCAGCUCCCAAAACAAGUGCCACCGCCAGCGAUGCUGGCCCCAAGUCCCACAAGAGAAGUCUAUCUGGGAGCAUCCUUGGGAAGCUUCCACUGUUCCUACGCGCAUCCACCGAGGACCUGCCUCCGAUGCCACCGCCGAAGCGAGAGGACGACCCGUCCGACACGGAGAAGAAUGACGAGGGCCCCAAGAAAACCUCAGCUAUGGCGAAUGCAAUGCGGCAGAAUAAAGGACGAAAGCGCAAGGGGUCAUUGAGGAAGACGGCGAUACUGGGGACGGGGAAGCUGCGUGAGCGCCGGAACUCGAUUCUGGACCAGAAGAAGUCCCCCUCUAAGCACGUCGUCGACUCCGGCGGUGACAUGAGCCCAACUUCGCCCGACGAGGAGACGACACCGCGCCGCUUCAGCUACGAGAACCCGUCGCACGCCUCUUCGUCAGACAGCGGCUGGAUGCCCACCGCCAGCACCGCCAGCACCGCCAGCACCGCCAGCACCGACAGCAACCUCUCCCAAGACGGCCACCCGACUCCCCGCGCACUCGCAUCGCCCCUCACAAGCCCCGUCGGCCCAUACGCAUCUACCACAGACGACGACGAAGGCCUCUCCUUCUCGCGGCCUGCGCUCGCCGGAAACAACUCGUCCUACCUCGGCGUACAACUGCAGCCCCCCAACCAAUCCUCCUCUCUCCAACGGCGCCGCUCCAACAAAGGCAGCCACGGAUCCUCGCUCGCGAUGGUACACACACCCUCCGCCAUGGCGCUAGAAGAGGAAUGGGACUACAGCGAGACGGAAUGGUGGGGCUGGGUGGUGCUGGUCGUGACGUGGAUCGUCUUCGUCGUAGGCAUGGGAUCGUGCCUUGGCGUGUGGAGCUGGGCGUGGGAUGUUGGCGAGACGCCGUACGCGCCGCCGGAGCUGGAGGACGAUCCGACAUUGCCGAUUGUGGGCUACUAUCCUGCGUUGAUGGUGCUGACCGCUGUAAUGGCGUGGGUGUGGGUGGUUGUGGCUUGGGUGGGCAUGAAGUAUUUCAGACAUGCGAAGGUUGUUGGAGAUGAUGGGUAG
Messenger RNA from Mytilinidion resinicola, 1226 nucleotides. RefSeq lists its product as uncharacterized. The record is from RefSeq and is a predicted model, not a curated record. NCBI's taxonomy places the organism in Eukaryota, Fungi, Ascomycota, Dothideomycetes, Mytilinidiales, Mytilinidiaceae. Bases 99 to 1226 code for a protein of 375 amino acids. The transcript has 2 exons.